This is a messenger RNA of Cuscuta campestris, 1846 nucleotides long. The record is from the annotation of a GenBank genome assembly. NCBI's taxonomy places the organism in Eukaryota, Viridiplantae, Streptophyta, Magnoliopsida, Solanales, Convolvulaceae.
CCGAAAAGGUACAGUGCGGUAAAACGGGCGAUCCGAAAAAUAUACCUUUCUCUCUCUCUCUCUCUCUCUCUCUCUAUCAACCGUUCAUCUUCUCUCUCUGACUCCGUAAAAACAAAAGAAUUACAGAAAAGGAGGAAAAGUCUUCUUCUGGAUUUAUUUUUUGCUGUUCUAUCCAUUUCUCAGGUGUGGGAGAGAUCUCGCUUCUCCGUGCUGUUUAUAGUGCUUUGCCCAUCGAUGGAUAAACUUUGAGCUCUUUUUGCUAGAACCCAUAUCGGGAAAAGGGCAGAAAUACGAAUAAUAAGCAGUAGGGAAAAAUCUUUUUUUUUUGAACGGUGAUCGAAGGGUUGUGAAGGAAUCAUGGCGGUGGUUGAGAAUGCUGCGUUGAACGGCGUCGGAUCAUCGAACGGGGACGAAGCGACUGUGCAGAACGGCGUGGUUGCUGCUGAUCGUCAUCUCCAGUCUGCGAAGACUGAUCGGCGGUCAACUGAGCCCAGCGGGGUUCAGAAUUUCCAGAUGAUGCCGGGGGAGGAAGAUGAGGGCAUAAACGGAAAUGGUGUGGUGGGCGAGCAUCGUAACCCUUCGCCUCUGACAAAGAACGGCGAUGAUUUGAUGAUAAAUGGGGAGAUUGAUAAGGGCGGCGAUGGUGGCGGAGAGGAGGGGUAUAAAAGGGAGAAAGAAAUGAGGGAUUUGGCCGACAUGCUGUCCAAAUUAAACCCCAUGGCUGAGGAGUUUGUGCCGCCUUCUUUCUCCAAGUUCACGCCUGUGCUUCUCCCUCCCGGCUGUCAUUUCGGGUAUGAUGCUGCCGGCUUUAUUGCUCUGCAGACACCUUCCGGCCUUCCUAAUGGCAAUUUUCUCAGAAGGUUGCAGAAGAAGAAUGGGCAUACUAAUGGGAAGAGAAGACUGAAUAAUAGAACAAGCAUGGCACAAAGAGAAGAGGUCAUAAGGAGAACUGUUUAUGUGUCUGACAUUGAUCAUCAGGUCACUGAAGAACAGCUUGCUGCACUGUUUCUCACAUGUGGCCAGGUUGUUGAUUGCCGUAUCUGUGGUGAUCCAAACUCUGUCUUGCGUUUCGCUUUCGUUGAGUUUACUGACGAAGAAGGAGCAAGAAAUGCUUUGAGUUUGGCAGGAACUAUGCUUGGCUACUAUCCAGUGAGGGUGCUUCCUUCCAAAACAGCAAUAGCACCGGUCAACCCCACAUUUCUUCCACAGUCUGAAGACGAGAGAGAAAUGUGUGCAAGAACUAUAUAUUGCACAAACAUUGACAAGAAGGUUACUCAUUUGGAUGUCAAGCUCUUCUUCGAAACUAUUUGUGGAGAGGUCCUUCGCUUGCGGUUGCUUGGUGACCAUAAUCAUACAACCCGCAUAGCCUUUGUUGAGUUCGUAAUGGCUGACAGUGCAAUUGCUGCUUUGAACUGUAGCGGUGCAGUUUUGGGAACACUUCCUAUCAGGGUAAGUCCAUCAAAGACACCCGUUCGACCACGCGCUCCCCGUUCUGCUGGAAUGCAUUGAUCUACAUAUAUAUCCAUAUAUACCUACGCAUCUCAUCCUCGUCACUGCGUUUGAAGCAUUCACUGCUACUGGAGCUGUUCCCUUUAUCUCUUGCUUUCUAUAUAUAUAUAUAUAUAUAUAUGUGCACAUAGAUACGCUGCAGCCCCUAUAUAUGUUACGAUUAUCCCGGCUUUUAAGUGACAACUGAGAAGGUGGGACAUGAUCCAUUAGAGGUUUUUGAGUUGUCAUGAGGUUUAUUUCUGGUGAUGGUUAUAUUUAUAUUGGGACCGUUGUUAGCAUAUAUAUAUGUUUAAACUCUCUGGGCAAUGUGCAUCAAAAGUACUGAUGAUGAGUGAUA